Polypterus senegalus (gray bichir) is the source of this 2930-nucleotide messenger RNA. RefSeq names its product DEAH (Asp-Glu-Ala-His) box helicase 15 (gene dhx15). Bases 118 to 2418 code for a protein of 766 amino acids. The transcript is spliced from 14 exons. Gene Ontology annotation, cellular component: spliceosomal complex; intracellular anatomical structure. Lineage: Eukaryota; Metazoa; Chordata; Cladistia; Polypteriformes; Polypteridae. The record is from RefSeq and is a predicted model, not a curated record. Gene Ontology annotation, molecular function: RNA binding; ATP binding; RNA helicase activity.
UUGUCCGCCUAAGCCAUUGGAGGAGCAAUCACUAAGGCAGUCUCCUCGCUGUUUGUUAUUAUUAGUAUCUCUAUUUUUAUUUUAUAAUUUUAUUCAGAUUAAAGUAAAUUUGCUAUCAUGUCCAAGAGACACCGAUUGGAUUUGGGAGAUGAUUAUUCGUCAAGCAAAAAGAGGAUUUCAUCUGAAGGAAAAGAUAGAGAUCGUGACAGAGAAAAAGAUGAUCGUCCAAAGGACAGAGAAAGAGACAGAGAUCGUGACAGAGAUCGUGAUCGAGACAGAGAAAAGGACUUAAAACCAUCUGGUAUUUCAUUGAAUCCUGUCAUGGCAGGACCUGGAAUACCACCUUUAAGACAAGCGGCAGUUAAUCAACAAAUCAAUCCAUUUACUAAUUUGCCUCAUACUCCCAGGUACUACGAGAUCCUCAAAAAGCGGCUUCAGUUACCCGUGUGGGAGUACAAAGAAAGGUUUAAUGAAAUUCUUACAAAACAUCAGAGCUUUGUUCUGGUUGGUGAAACUGGCUCUGGCAAAACAACACAGAUUCCCCAGUGGUGUGUGGAUAUGGUGCGAGCCCUACCUGGCCCCAAACGUGGUGUGGCUUGCACCCAGCCAAGAAGAGUGGCAGCCAUGAGUGUAGCUCAGAGAGUUGCAGAUGAAAUGGAUGUCAUGCUUGGUCAAGAAGUUGGAUAUUCAAUUAGAUUUGAAGAUUGCAGCAGUUCAAAGACUAUUCUCAAGUAUAUGACUGAUGGAAUGUUGCUUCGAGAAGCAAUGAAUGAUCCUCUCCUGGAGCGUUAUGGCGUCAUUAUUCUUGAUGAAGCCCAUGAGCGAACACUAGCCACAGAUAUUUUAAUGGGAGUUUUAAAAGAAGUUGUUCGUCAAAGAUCAGAUCUCAAGGUCAUUGUUAUGAGUGCUACUUUAGAUGCUGGGAAAUUCCAGGUUUACUUUGAUAACUGUCCACUAUUAACCAUUCCUGGUCGCACACAUCCAGUGGAAAUUUUCUAUACUCCUGAACCAGAGAGAGAUUACCUGGAAGCAGCUAUCCGAACAGUAAUACAGAUCCAUAUGUGUGAGGAGGAAGAAGGUGAUGUUCUUCUGUUUCUUACUGGACAAGAGGAAAUUGAUGAGGCCUGUAAGCGAAUAAAACGUGAAAUUGAUGACUUGGGACCUGAAGUUGGAGACAUAAAGAUUAUUCCUCUUUAUUCCACAUUACCACCACAGCAGCAGCAAAGAAUUUUUGAGCCACCUCCACCCAAAAAGCACAGUGGAGCAAUUGGUCGAAAGGUGGUCGUUUCUACUAAUAUUGCAGAGACAUCUCUAACAAUUGAUGGUGUCGUCUUUGUUAUUGAUCCUGGCUUUGCCAAACAAAAGGUAUAUAAUCCACGAAUCAGGGUUGAGUCUUUGCUGGUCACUGCCAUCAGCAAAGCUUCAGCUCAGCAGAGAGCAGGGCGUGCUGGAAGAACCCGACCAGGAAAGUGUUUCCGUCUGUAUACGGAAAAGGCCUAUAAAACAGAAAUGCAGGACAACACCUAUCCUGAAAUUCUGAGAUCUAAUUUGGGAUCAGUUGUACUGCAGUUGAAGAAACUUGGUAUUGAUGACUUGGUGCAUUUUGAUUUUAUGGACCCACCAGCUCCUGAAACACUGAUGAGAGCUUUAGAACUACUAAAUUACCUUGCUGCUCUUAAUGACGAUGGAGAUUUGACGGAGCUGGGCUCUAUGAUGGCAGAGUUUCCAUUGGAUCCACAGCUGGCUAAAAUGGUCAUUGCUAGCUGUGAAUUUAAUUGUUCCAAUGAGAUCCUCUCUAUCACUGCAAUGCUGUCAGUCCCACAGUGUUUUGUUCGUCCAACGGAGGCUAAGAAAGCUGCUGAUGAGGCGAAGAUGAGGUUUGCGCACAUAGACGGAGAUCACUUGACUCUACUUAAUGUCUACCAUGCAUUCAAACAAAACCAUGAGUCGGUUCAGUGGUGUUAUGACAACUUCAUUAACUACCGAUCACUUAUGUCUGCUGACAAUGUACGCCAGCAACUCUCCAGAAUAAUGGACAGAUUCAAUUUACCUCGUAGAAGCACUGAAUUCACUAGUCGAGAUUAUUAUAUUAACAUCAGAAGAGCACUAGUUACUGGCUUCUUCAUGCAGGUUGCUCAUUUGGAAAGAACAGGGCAUUAUCUGACAGUGAAAGAUAACCAAGUAGUACAGUUGCAUCCGUCUACAGUUCUUGAUCACAAGCCUGAGUGGGUGCUAUACAACGAAUUUGUCCUCACAACCAAAAACUACAUUCGAACUUGCACAGAUAUAAAACCAGAAUGGUUGGUGAAAAUAGCCCCACAAUACUAUGAAAUGAGCAACUUCCCACAGUGUGAAGCGAAAAGACAGUUAGAACGCAUCGUUGCCAAACUUCAGACAAAGGAAUAUUCACAAUAUUGAAAUUGAAGAUAGAACCCUAGCUGCUCUCUGCAUCGAGACAGUGAUUUCACCUUUUUAAGAUGUACAAUAAUAAAGCUGUUCUUUAACCUUUCGUUUGAAAUAUUUUUAAUGUUUAAGUUCAAAUUUGAUUAUUUUUGUAACUUGACUUUUCUGCCCUCUUUACCCAGUAGAAUAUGAAAUCUGUAAUAUUAGCGUACUUCAAAGCAAUUGUACAUUAAAAUUGGAAACUUCAAAAUUUCUCAUCUAAUACUGUUUUUGUUUGUAUAUUGAUUAUAUAUAUAUAUAUAUAUAUUUAAUUCAUUUUUUUAUUUUUCUCUCUACAUAUGUACAACACUUCCUAUGCAGCUUCCCAAUCAAUAUCCGCUUCCCCAGUCCAUGUUAUGCAUGAUUUUUCAUGUUGAUGUUGACAUUCCUUCUAGAACUUGUGAACUCUUUCUCACUUUCAAAUGUGCUUAUGUAAAAAGUCAUUUCCACAAAAACCUUUGACUUGAAUAAAGUCUUACUGUCCUGGU